CAUUAUUAUUCAAUAUUCAGCUCAUGGCUAAAUCUUGCUGCUUUGCUCAGUGUCAAGGGCCGAUUCAGGCUGCCAUUAGACCAGGCCUAUGGUUACCUGGUGUAAGGAACUUGCAUCUAGCUACUGAGACUUGGACAAUAUCUUCAUCUCCACAAGCAGCAUUUGAUGCUAUAGUGGAAGCAGUAGGUUCUAUUGCUGACGAAGAAAAUCUUAUAAUAAGAAAAGAGAGAAAGGCUGAGCUAUAUCUUGAGAUAUGGUCGUACACUCCUUAUUGUAACUGGCUUGAUAUUGUGGAGAUCAGACUUCAUGAUGUGCAACCAGACUCCAGCACUAAUAAUGAAACAAUAGCUGAGGCACGGUCUUUCUCAAGUGGUCUAUUCCCAGCUUGCUGUCCUUUGGGAUUUAUUUUCAGUUCUAUAUUCUUCUGGGUCCCUUUCUCUGGGAAUAAUUUCAAUACGCAUCGACUGGAGGCUAUCAGGAAAGCGAUCACUAGUGCAGCUGUUACUGUUUCUGAUGAAGGACCCACCUGCUGCUGAUUCAGUUUGAACAUUACUAUUAUUAUUAUUCACGUUUUUUAAUCAAAAUACUCUCAUAGCUGUAUUAAUAAUGCAUUUUUAUUGUAAAGAUUAAGUUUACAUUUUGAUUUUGUCCCA
This is a messenger RNA of Amphimedon queenslandica, 653 nucleotides long. RefSeq lists its product as uncharacterized. Lineage: Eukaryota; Metazoa; Porifera; Demospongiae; Haplosclerida; Niphatidae. The record is from RefSeq and is a predicted model, not a curated record. The coding region runs from base 24 to 536 and encodes 170 amino acids. The transcript is spliced from 3 exons.